Agelaius phoeniceus (red-winged blackbird) is the source of this 650-nucleotide messenger RNA. It is a transcript of the gene SOD1, whose product is annotated as superoxide dismutase 1. Gene Ontology annotation, biological process: superoxide metabolic process. Gene Ontology annotation, molecular function: copper ion binding. NCBI's taxonomy places the organism in Eukaryota, Metazoa, Chordata, Aves, Passeriformes, Icteridae. The record is from RefSeq and is a predicted model, not a curated record.
CAGCGGGCGGGGCGGGCACAAGAUGGCGGCGGUGCGGGCCGUGUGUGUGAUGCGCGGCGAGGGGGCUGUGGAGGGCGUCAUCCACUUCGAGCAGCAGGGUACUGGACCGGUGAAAGUGACUGGGAAAAUCACUGGAUUGGCCGAUGGAGAGCACGGCUUCCACGUCCACGAGUUCGGGGACAACACCAAUGGGUGCACCAGUGCUGGCCCCCACUUCAACCCGGAGCAGAAGAAGCACGGGGGUCCCAGCGAUGCCGAGAGGCACGUGGGAGACCUGGGCAAUGUGACUGCCAAGGGAGGCGUGGCCGAGGUGUCCAUCCAGGAUUCCGUCAUCUCCCUCUCGGGACCACACUGCAUCAUCGGCCGCACCAUGGUGGUGCACGAGAGGCGGGAUGACCUGGGCAAAGGGGGCAAUGACGAGAGCCUGCUGACUGGGAACGCGGGGCCCCGCCUGGCCUGCGGGGUGAUUGGGAUUGCCAAGUGCUAAGUGUGCUGCCUGCAGUGCUCCUCCUGCUGCUCCUUCCCCUCCUCCUGCAACUUCCAGAUGUGUCAUCAAUCUCCUGCUCCUCUGCAUCCCGAGCAGCACUCACACGCUGGAGACUGACCGAGUUUUGUAUGAUGUAUAUUCAAUUAAAGUGGCCCUGACGGAA